Penicillium angulare is the source of this 573-nucleotide messenger RNA. RefSeq lists its product as uncharacterized. NCBI's taxonomy places the organism in Eukaryota, Fungi, Ascomycota, Eurotiomycetes, Eurotiales, Aspergillaceae. The coding region runs from base 1 to 573 and encodes 190 amino acids. The transcript has a single exon. The record is from RefSeq and is a predicted model, not a curated record.
AUGUCUUAUUCUAUGUAUUCUAUAUCGGAGUCUUCAUUAUCUUCCCUCCCAGGAUUCGGUAUCCCCGUUGGAAAGAACGCACUUGAUUUCAACAGACCAGUGGACAACCAGGUCAUCCCUGGGUAUCAACAACUGAUUCAACUGGGGCUUGGUCAAAAUAUUCAAUGGAUCGCUGGCUGCAUGAUCAACAGAAACGACAAAGGGAAAUACGAUCCUAUCUUUGUCUACGGGGAAUUCCAAGAGAACGAUUACUCCCCACUUCAUACUGCUCACAGAGUUAGCAACGAGGAACUGGACUAUGAAGUCUCUUCUUUUGCUCACAAAUGCAUACUCUAUCCAUAUCUCUACCCGAUAAACAACACUGCUAGGUUGAUUAUCUCGUUGACCUUUUUGGCAGUCGAUCAUCCUAGACCUGAAUUAUUGCUCAAGGAGAGUCGUUUUCCUAUUGAAGCUCGACAAAUCUGCACCGAAAUAUCUAUCCCACUUCAGUAUCUACAUCAAUUCGAGACCAGGCCAGAGCAGCCAAAGCUGAAUUUCAAAAGAGUCUUGUCGAACUUUGUUCAAGAGUUUUGA